AUGAACAGCGAAGUUGAGGAGAAACUUCUUCACAAUGCUCGAAAUGGAAACCUGGAGGCGGUCCAGAAACUGCUCGAAAACUUUAGAAAAGGAGAAAUUGUGGUUAAUAUUGACUGCAAAGGGAAAAGUAAGUCUAAUUUGGGAUGGACGCCUCUUCAUCUUGCAUGUUAUUUCGGACAUAAAGAUGUGGUAGAAGAUUUACUGAAGGCAGGAGCUGACAUUGGUGUUCUGAAUGAUAUGGGGGACACUCCUUUACACCGAGCUGCCUUUACUGGACGUAAGGAAAUUGUGAUGUUAUUAUUAGAAUCCAAUGCAGACACUACAGUGAUAAACGGCGAGGGACAAACAGCUGCUAAUGUAGCACAGGACAAGGAGGUCAAGGUCAUGUUAGAAGCUGCACAACGAACUCAGGAAAGAAAAUUGGAGGAAAUCCUUCUGAAUGCUGCAAGAGAGGGUGACAUUGCAACAAUAUCAGAGCUGCUAAACAGAGCAAAACCACCUGAUAUUAACUGCACUGACCAGAUGGGCAACACCCCGUUGCAUUGUGCUGUGUAUCGGGGAAUGAAGAAGUGUGCCUUAAUACUUGUAAAAAGCGGCGCAAAUGUUAAUAUCAAGAAUAAGAAUAACCAAAAACCAAAAGACCUUGCUCAACAUAUUGAAAUAAAGCAGGCCUUACAAACCAAGGCUGGAAAGUAUGUGGCUAAAAACCUCCAGCGAUUUGAAGGUCCACUAUGCAAGAGUUCACGUUUUUUUGGCUGGAAGCUCUUUUGGGUGGUCUUGGAGCAUGGUGUCAUUUCUUGGUACCAAAAACCGUCAGAUGCGCUUAACAGUGCUUAUCGGAAAGGUUGUAAACACUUGACACAAGCCAUCUGCACGGGUAAAUCCACAGAUACUUCGUCUUUUACUGUAAAAUGCUUUGAUGAUAGCAUUCAUCACUUCAAAGUCUUGCCCAAAAACCUGAGGCAUACAAGAGAGGACUGGCUGGCUGCUAUUGAGGAACACUCUGCUUAUAGCACUCAUUACUGCUCAUCAGAUCAGCUCAGUGAUGAAGAAGAUGAAGACAUUGUGUUAGUUGAAGACAUAAAGGAGUCACUAGAGAAUGCUCAGCUUUGUCAUCGGCAUCUCGGCGAGGAAAUAUCCACAUUUCUCACUGCCUUGAAGAACUGGGAGGACUCCAAAGAUGUUGACCCCGAUGUUCUGCAGCAAGUCAAGAAAGUAUCUGAUGCAUCCCAGGAAACAUGCACAGCUUUGACCAACUGUCUUCAUCUCUUUACCAAACAUGAUACGGUGAGAAAUCUGAAACUAGAACACGAGCAAGAGAAAAAUAAGAUCUUAUCAGAGGCUUUACAGACGUUGGCUACUGAACACCACGAAUUAGAACAGUCUCUUGUUAAAGGAACACCUCCACACCACAGUAUUCUCAGCGAGGAUGAAUUCUAUGAUGCUGUCUCAGAUUCAGAGUCUGAUCAUUCCUUGAGUGGAUUUGAGACAGUUGGAAAUUCUUCUGCAGAACAGAGUUUGGAUUUAAGCUUCAGCUGUAAUAAGGGCAGCAUGUCUGAUGACAAAAAGCCCAGUGGAGCAGAGGCCACAUCAAAUGGCAAAAAACACCGAACAAGUCUGCCAUCACCGAUGUUUUCCAGAAAUGAUUUUAGUAUUUGGAGUAUUUUAAGAAAAUGCAUUGGAAUGGAAUUAUCAAAAAUCACAAUGCCUGUUAUAUUCAAUGAGCCGCUGAGCUUUCUACAACGCCUCUCUGAAUACAUGGAGCACACAUACCUCAUUCACAAAGCAAACCACUGCUCUGACCCUGUGGACCGAAUGCAGUGUGUUGCUGCCUUUGCAGUUUCGGCAGUUGCGUCACAAUGGGAACGCACAGGGAAACCUUUCAAUCCUCUCCUCGGGGAAACUUACGAGUUAGUACGUGAGGAUCUUGGCUUUAGACUCAUUUCUGAACAAGUCAGCCACCACCCACCAAUUAGCGCUUUCCAUGCUGAAGGUCUUAACAGUGACUUUGUUUUUCAUGGGUCAAUUUACCCUAAACUCAAGUUCUGGGGCAAGAGUGUAGAAGCUGAACCCAAAGGAAUAAUGACCUUGGAACUUCCAAAGCACAAUGAAUCCUAUACCUGGACAAACCCAACUUGCUGUGUGCAUAAUAUCAUUGUUGGCAAACUGUGGAUUGAACAGUAUGGUAAUAUGGAAAUCACUAAUCACAAAACCGGUGAGAAGUGUAUUUUGAAUUUUAAACCAUGCGGUCUAUUUGGGAAAGAAUUGCACAAAGUGGAAGGAUACAUCCAAGAUAAAAGUAAAAAGAAGCUGUGCUCUCUCUAUGGAAAGUGGACAGAGUGUUUCUGUUGUAUUAAUCCGGCUGCAUUUGACGCGUUUAAAAAAACCAACAAGAAAAAUUGUGAAGAAAAGAAGAAUUUGAGCAAGGAGAACUAUGGGUCGGGAAGCACAGAGGAGCCUGAUGAAAUGCCACUACCUGAUUCUGAGAGUGUACAGGUUAUUCCAGGGAGCACAGUGCUGUGGCGAAUAGCACCUCGACCCUCCAACUCUGUGCAGAUGUACAACUUCACUCUCUUCGCUAUGGCCUUGAAUGAGUUGGAAAAGGGAAUGGAAAGCAUCAUUCCUAAGACAGACUGCAGACUACGGCCUGAUAUUAAGGCAAUGGAAAAUGGAGAUAUAGACACUGCAAGUGAGGAAAAGAAGAGGCUAGAAGAGAAGCAGAGAGCAGCACGUAAGAAUCGUUCCAAGUCUGAUGAAGAUUGGAAUACCAAGUGGUUCUACCAAGGUCCAAAUCCACACAACAACGCACAGGACUGGCUUUAUUGUGGAAAGUACUGGGACAGGAACUAUUCAAGCCUCCCUGACAUAUAUUAAAUAUGGCACUCUGACAGGAGGGGUCAUUUACAACUGUCACAUGUAGACCUGUGUGUUCUGAUGUCAUGAAAAUUGCACCUUCUCAACCCCCUAGCACUUACAGUUCUACUGGCUUAGUUGCCUUCUGCAAAGAAUGAAGCAUCUUCUCAAUUCUAAAAGUGGCCACCAGUAGGAAAUUUAGAGGUGGACUGGUGCCGAAAGCCAUAAGGCUCACUUGUUAGCAUCUGAAGUUUUAGCUGAAGCAGAAAUUCUGAUAAUACCGUUUUCAUAAGCGUGAAGAAUGUUUCUUGAAUAUUGAAUGUCCGGUUAUUCUCCCAGGUGAUUCAGGCAGCCAUGGGCAUGUCUGUGGAAUGGGAGAUAUAAGCACAAUGGGUUAUAGAGUUUUAUGUGAAUAAAGGAUUUUAUUUCCAUUACUCAGCAGCACGACCUAUGGAUAUAAUUCCUCAGGGGGGGUAUAUAUGCCCAGUGUGGGGGGUUUGCUUUAAUCCAGGCCAGAAUUCGAAUCUGUGUGUAUUGUGUAUACAUCUGAGCCUUGUCCAUGUCUUACUCUAUAAAUACUACUGAAUGUUGGGGUUUCCAGCUAUUUUAUCUUGUCUUUGUCUUGAUGUUGUUCAUCUGUGUAAUAAAGUACUGGAUAUAAAAUGUACUUGAAACAUACACCACUGAUAGGAAAUUUACACAUGUACAGAACAUUUUACUCCCCAUGGUAGAUAUUACAUGACCUUGUGCACUACUAGUGGAAUUAAGACAUUCUAGACAGACCAAAGACCAAAGAAUGGUGCUGUGAUCUUCACA
Molecule: messenger RNA, 3669 nt
Organism: Nanorana parkeri
Lineage: Eukaryota; Metazoa; Chordata; Amphibia; Anura; Dicroglossidae
Gene: OSBPL1A
Product: oxysterol binding protein like 1A
Exons: 28
Coding region: 1-2874 (957 amino acids)
Cellular component (GO): membrane; intracellular membrane-bounded organelle; cytosol
Molecular function (GO): cholesterol binding; protein binding
Source: RefSeq, a predicted model, not a curated record